GAUCCAGUAAACUGCGCCGCGGACGCGCUGGUUCCUGCUGCUGCAUCCUGCCAUGGGCCGCGGCUCGGUCCGGAGAUAAACAGAGACUUUCUCUGACUGGCACCAGUCAUGAGACCUCAAUGGACUUGGUUCCCUGGGGCGCACUGCCAGGACAGAAAACCCCCUGGUGCGGACCGGGAGAGGGAGAAGCGCUGGGCUGAGCUGUUUGAUCAACUGGACGUCAACAAAGAUGGACACAUCGACAUCCUCGAACUGCGGACAGGGCUGGCAGGCAGAGGGCUUUCCAAAGGCACUCUGGAGAGGAUCGUGGAGGCCGGCGACACCAACAAGGAUGGAGUGCUGGACUUUGAAGAGUUCAUGCAGUUUCUUCGCACCCAUGAAAAACAGCUCAAACUCAUGUUUAGAAGACUGGACAGGAACAAUGACGGUCAGAUUGAUGCAGCAGAGAUCCAGCACUCUUUACGCACCAUUGGUGUGGACGUUAGUCUUGAGGAUGCCACCAAGAUUUUGCAAAGAAUGGAUAAAGACGGCACCAUGACCAUUGACUGGACUGAGUGGCGAGAGUACUUCCUGUUUAGACCUCUCAAUGAUAUGGAGGAUGUAGCGCGCUACUGGAAACGCUCAGUGAUGUUGGAUAUAGGUGAGCAGCUGACAGUCCCAGAUGAAUUUUCUGAGGAGGAGAAGAAGUCAGGCUACGUGUGGCGGCAGCUGAUGGCUGGAGCCAUGGCUGGAUCUGUAGCUCGGACUGGGACUGCCCCGUUAGACCGCCUCAAAGUCUUCCGACAGGUUCAUGGUUUCUCUGAUUUUAAAGGGAAUGUGCUGAGCGGUUUUCAGUACAUGGUGAAAGAAGGCGGACUGCGGUCGCUCUGGAGAGGCAAUGGAAUGAAUGUGCUUAAAAUCGCCCCGGAAACUGCGAUAAAGUUCACAGCUUAUGAACAGAUCAAGAAUGUGAUGCGUAGCAGAGAUCAAACUAGAAAUUUGAGGCUUCAUGAGAGGUUUCUUGCCGGCUCUUUGGCUGGAGCUACAGCUCAGACAGCCAUCUACCCAAUGGAGGUGCUGAAGACCCGUCUUACACUAAGAAAAACAGGCCAAUACUCAGGAAUAGCAGACUGUGCCAAACAGAUCCUACAGAGAGAAGGUGUCACAGCCUUUUACAAGGGCUAUGUACCCAACCUGCUGAGUAUUGUCCCUUAUGCCGGCAUCGAUCUGGCUGUUUAUGAGACUCUGAAGUUUUCCUGGCUGAACAGGAACACAGGUUUAGCUGACCCAGGGGUCAUGGUGCUGGUUGGCUGCGGGGCCGUUUCUAGCACCUGUGGACAGCUUGCAAGUUAUCCUCUGGCACUGAUCCGGACUCGAAUGCAGGCGCAAGCCUCAGUGAAAGGAGCCCCUAAACCUUCCAUGCUGGCUUUACUUCACAACAUUGUGACCCAAGAGGGUGUGGCCGGACUUUAUCGAGGGAUUUCCCCCAACCUGCUGAAAGUCAUCCCUGCCGUCAGCGUGUCCUACGUUGUCUACGAAUACACGAGAAUAUGCCUGGGAGUGGAAAUUGAGGGUAGGAGGGGUGGGAAAGGGAAAGGGUAGAAAACAGGUGUGAUGGUUUGGGCUGGCUUUUGACUACAAGCACGUGCAGAUCAGUUGUCAGUGCAUGAGGAAACGGGCCUUGACUGUGGAUGAAUACAUGGUUGUGUCAUCACAACUCUUGAGUUUUCAAGGUGGAAAGUAAGCCAUGGACGGAAAAGGGAAAACCAACAGAUCAUCGUUAUACACAAUCUGUUGUGAAAGCCUCUUACUCGAAGGACCUCACAUGAUCGGGCAGCUGCUGUGAUGAGUUUCAUGUGUGAUUUAUUGCAUUGCAGUGCAUGCCAGCAGUUGUGUGAAAGCUAAUCCACUGGCGUGCUGCUACUGCUGCAAACUUGCAUGAACUUGACGGACAACGAUAUGAUUAAAGGUGCAACCAAACAUUGAAGCAAUAUUACAUUCCUGCAGCAUUAUUUUUUUCUCUUAGGUGGUAUUUAGAGAAGAUACAGGAUUGACAGGAGGGCCAAUCCAAUCUUCUGUUUUGUAAAUGAGAGGAACCUGAAGUUGCUGCAGACCGGUGGAGUUACAGAGAACGGAUUUUGAAUGGUGAAAUGUAAUCCCUAUUUAAUCUUGGAAUGGACCAUUUCCAUUUGCAGAGCAUUUCUCUGCAUUCUGUUUGUUUAUUUUUCAACUAUUAAAGUUGUACAGUGUGUUUAUAAGUAAUAUUAAAAGUUAUGACUAUGAUGUUACCUGACGUCUCCUCACUUUCAGCAAGUCAGUGUUCGCCCGUUUUGAGAUGAAAUUCACUGCAGUACUUAUCAAAUUAGAAUUGUCAGUAUAAUUAUCAGUACACCAUGACUGCAAAUGUAGAUCUACUGUACUUGUCCUGUAUUACCUCAGUAAAAUCCUUGUGUGGCUGCAUGCUCUAAACUCAGAUGCCAAUAAAUGUAAAACGAAUGUUUCUGCAA
Molecule: messenger RNA, 2486 nt
Organism: Plectropomus leopardus (leopard coralgrouper)
Lineage: Eukaryota; Metazoa; Chordata; Actinopteri; Perciformes; Serranidae
Product: mitochondrial adenyl nucleotide antiporter SLC25A24
Biological process (GO): transmembrane transport
Molecular function (GO): calcium ion binding
Source: RefSeq, a predicted model, not a curated record